AUGGAUGGAUCCAAUGGUGAUACACACAAUUUCAAUUUUAAGGGUGUAUUUCCUAAAAGUAUACAAUUCUAUAAUGAAGUUGAAAAAGAAUAUGAGCGAAAAUAUUAUAAUAAUUCUUUUUAUAAUUUGUGCAUUCAGAUUAGUAAGUUAUUAGGAAUAUGGGAUGGGGAUGCUUUUAUUAAUAAUUGUGUUUAUUUUAGUAACUAUUUACAACGCAUAAAAGAUAUAGCACCUGAUAAUAUAAGAUCGUAUUGCAUAUAUUUCAACUAUGUGCUAAAAAGUGAACUAAAAAACUUAAAAUCUUCAUGUAAAGGAGAAAAAGCAUGCUACAAAAAAAUGAUAGAUGUAUACGUAAAAAAUGGAAAAAAUGACAGGGGGAAGUGUGAGUCUUAUGUAAAAGAUCUUAAUGAAGAUAUAUAUAAAAUAUUGAAUAAUCUCAAUACUCUAUAUAAUUACCUUGAACCAUUAAAAAAUAGUAGUAAAACAUGCAAUUCCUAUACGUAUUGUAUUAAGAAUUAUUAUGAUUUUUUAAAAAAUUGUGAAGAAAUGAAAAAUAGCAGUCUAAAUGAAGUGAUGGAAAUAGUUAAAGAAAUAUAUAAACCAUAUAUUCAGACAAAAAAAGAAACCAUAAACAUCCCCGAACAUAUACAUUUCUCAAAUAGAAUAAGUUCACGAAAGAAGUUAAAAGAAACAUGUAACAAAAAAUGUAAAGAUGAAAUUCAAUUAGUAAGUUCUCAUCAGAUUAAGUAUGGAGGAUUUAUAAAUAAUGAUCUAAAUUAUCAUAUAACACUUUAG
Messenger RNA from Plasmodium gonderi, 795 nucleotides. RefSeq names its product variable surface protein. The record is from RefSeq and is a predicted model, not a curated record. Lineage: Eukaryota; Apicomplexa; Aconoidasida; Haemosporida; Plasmodiidae. Bases 1 to 795 code for a protein of 264 amino acids. The transcript has 3 exons.